This is a messenger RNA of Annulohypoxylon truncatum, 1728 nucleotides long. Its product is annotated as general substrate transporter. Gene Ontology annotation, biological process: monosaccharide transmembrane transport. Bases 134 to 1687 code for a protein of 517 amino acids. The transcript is spliced from 2 exons. Gene Ontology annotation, molecular function: hexose transmembrane transporter activity. The record is from RefSeq and is a predicted model, not a curated record. NCBI's taxonomy places the organism in Eukaryota, Fungi, Ascomycota, Sordariomycetes, Xylariales, Hypoxylaceae. Gene Ontology annotation, cellular component: membrane.
AAUGUCAUCACAAACCUCGGGUCGGGGUCUUGUUAUUUUGCUAUUUAUUCAAUCAAGACUUAUUCCCUUCUAAGUUAAUAUACUCUACCCUUCUAUGUGACUCUCUAAUUGAAACCUCCAUUGAACACCGAGUAUGUCGUCGUCUGGGUUGCGACAGUGCAUCCGAGAUGUCUCGCCAUACCUGAUCCUCCUAGUCGCUAUCAGCACCCUUGGUCCGCUACAGUUCGGCUUCCAUCUUGCCGAGCUCAACGCACCUCAAGAUGUCAUCUCUUGCCGGGCCAAGCAACAGUCCCUCUCACGACUCUCCUCCGUUCUGUCUUUGAUGUCGAAGUCCUCGACCUCCAACGAAGUAACCACUACCUCUGCCCUUCCCGACUGCAUUCCCAUGGAUGACGCCCAAUUCGCCGUCGUAUCGAGCAUGUUUACGCUAGGUGGACUGAUCGGUGCUCUCGGGAGUGGCCCUAUAGCCUCUGCAAAGGGUCGUCUGUUGGCUAUGCGGUUGACCAGCUUAUUCUACAUCAUUGGUUCCGUCGUCGAGGCCCUUGGCGUAUCCAUUGCCAUGAUGGCUGUGGGCCGCAUAUUCUCGGGCGUAGGUGCUGGCGCUGCAACUGUCAUCGUGCCAAUCUAUAUCAGCGAAGUGGCGCCGCCACGCGAGCGCGGUACCUUUGGUGCCAUGACCCAGGUCAGCAUCAACGUCGGCAUCCUAGUAACGCAGACUAUGGGAUAUUUCCUAAGCUACGGUUCAGCCUGGCGGUGGAUUCUAAUCGCUGGGAUUAUUAUUGGUGCAACUCAGGGCUUCGGGCUCCUGCUGCUGCCGGAGAGCCCGGCUUGGUUGGCGGCGAAUCAGAGCGUCACGCAGGCGAAGCGGAUUCUGCAGAAGAUACGUGGGAACCACUACGAUAUUGGAGAGGAAACCUCGACGUGGGGCGAUUCGGCGGUGUCGCCAGAAGAGGAGGGUUUGCUCGACGACCCAACUGUUGGCUCCAGAAGAGAUUCGACUACCAGCAAGGCUAGCGGCAAGAAUAAUGGGACCCUUGGCUUUCUAGAGGUUGUCAAGGACCCAUUAUACCGGCCCGCUCUCGUGGCAGCUGUGGGUGUCAUGUGCGCCCAGCAAUUGUGCGGCAUCAACUCCAUUAUCAUGUACUCCGUCUCGCUCUUGAGGGAUCUCCUGCCAAUCAGCUCCGCGCUGUUGACCAUCAUGAUAUCCGCCAUCAACUUGAUCACCACCCUCGCGUGUUCGCCGCUCCCGGACAAACUUGGGCGCAAGACCUGCCUGCUCAUUUCCAUCAUUGGCCAGGGGGCAAGCGCCCUCGCGUUGGCGUUGUCCAUAUUAUUUGAAACUAAGAUACUGUCGGCCAUCAUGGUCCUUUUCUUCGUAGCCUUCUUCGCCGUCGGGCUGGGGCCGGUUCCUUUCAUCCUCGCAUCUGAGCUUGUUGGACAGGAGGCGGUUGGAGCAACUCAGUCGGCUUGCUUGGGUGCUAAUUACAUUGCUACCUUCCUGGUGGCUCAGUUCUUCCCCAUCAUCAACGUUGCUCUGAAUAAGCAAUUGGGCGGUGCAGGUUGGGUCUAUUUCAUCUUCACUGCUCUGGCUGCUCUAUGCGGGUUGUUCGUAUUCUGGCGUGUCCCCGAGACUAAGGGGAAGAAGGACGCCGAUGAGGUUUGGGGCCGGACACGGCGACUUGAUUAAUGGGACACGAUAUUUGGAAAUUGUUCAUUUAUUUUUACAUA